AUGACGACGAAUUCAAAGAGAUCGUCAGAGACAUCGAAAGCGAUCACUGGAAAGACGGACCAGUGGACGAGACUCGCUGGGCGUUUGUUUAAAAUUGAAUUACUGAACAAAUAUUUAAAUAUUUCAGAAAAACGAAAAGUUCUCUACGUGAAUGGGGAUUGUCCUGCUCGUGGCAUGGGAUACCUCACAUGGCUCAAUCUCUUUCAGUAAGAACACUUCAGUUUCAUCCAUCCUUUCAAACUCUAUUUUCAUUGUUCCACCAUACUCCUCUGGUCCACCCUUCUUUGCAUCAGUGCCGUUUUGUUCAUCUUCCUCAUCACAAUCACUGUUAAACAAUACUUUUCUUUUCAAAAAACUGUGAACUUGAACGUAAGUUUGAAGAUUAAGUUCUGAAACUCACUAUUAGACGAUUUUUAGAUAGGAAUGGAUGAGUCGAAUUUCCCUUCGAUCACUUUUUGCAAUGCAAACCCUUACAAACUAAGUGCUGUUCAAGCUAUUCCAGAAUUAGAAGCAUUGGUAAUUGUUCUUCUUCUCCGUCCCCCUACCCCCAUAUUUUUUAAAUUAUUUCAGCUGACGGUAUACUCACAAGCGUUGCAAUGA
This is a messenger RNA of Caenorhabditis sp. 36 PRJEB53466, 600 nucleotides long. The record is from the annotation of a GenBank genome assembly. Lineage: Eukaryota; Metazoa; Nematoda; Chromadorea; Rhabditida; Rhabditidae.